Molecule: messenger RNA, 1722 nt
Organism: Pecten maximus
Lineage: Eukaryota; Metazoa; Mollusca; Bivalvia; Pectinida; Pectinidae
Product: piggyBac transposable element-derived protein 4-like
Exons: 1
Coding region: 1-1722 (573 amino acids)
Source: RefSeq, a predicted model, not a curated record
AUGGCGUCUGUCGCUACAAUAUUGCGGGACAUAUUUGAGGACGAUGAUGAGGAUUUAGAAUUUGAUGGUUUCGGGCCCGAAGACAUCGAGUCUGAUAUUGACUUAAACGAUGUUCUUAACGAACUGUCAACUGACGAUGAGUCAGAGAAUGAAGAUGAACCGCGACCAGGUACUAAUGUACUGCCGCCAUUAGGUAGGCCUAAUGUUGACGAUCCUGAAUGGUCGCGAGAUUUUUCCCCCAUCACUGUUAAUGCUUUUGUUAGGGAAACGGGACCUAUACUACCAGAAAACUUCGAUGUUAAUUCUGCAAGUCCCAUUGACUAUUUCCAUAUAUUCUUCAAUGAAAAUCAGUUUUCUGCCAUCGCUAGGCACACAAACAACUACGCUCGCUGGCGUUUAGAAACCGAAAAUAGAGGUGACCCAAAAUGGCCGGACACCAAUUCGGCCGAAAUAAAAGCGUUUAUCGGCAUAAACGUACUGAUGGGUAUACAAUAUAUGCCAGAAACGGACAUGUAUUGGUCAAGUGACGAUUACCUAGGAAAUAUUGGAGUAAAAAAUGUCAUGCCAUGCAAUAGAUUCCAAAAACUUUCACAGUAUUUUCAUGUAUCAGACAGGGAAAAUGAACCAGUUCGUGGUCAUGAAAAUUAUGACAAAUUGUAUAAAGUCAGAGAGACAAUUGAUCAUGUCUCAAAAACUUUUCUGGACAGAUACAGACAUUCAUGUAAUAUUUCUGUGGAUGAAGCCAUGGUGAAGUACACUGGUCGAUUGUCAUUUCGUCAAUACAUGCCCGCUAAACCCAUCAAGUGCGGUAUUAAGAUUUGGAUGCGGUGUGAUGCUGAAACUGCUUACCUCUCUCGCUUUCAGAUAUAUUUGGGGAAAAAAGAGGGUGGUGUGGAACAUGGCCUUGGAUAUAAUGUAGUCACAAGCUUAUGUGAUGACAUACAUUACCACAAUCACCAUGUCUACUUUGACAAUUAUUUCACUGGAGUGAAAUUAUUGGAGGAUUUACAUGAUCAUGGCAUAUAUGCAUGUGGUACUUGUCGUUCUAAUCGUUCUGGGUUUCCAAAAGAAUUUAAGAAACCGGGAAAAAUGAACAGGGGGGAAUACAAAGUUUUGCAAAAGGGCGAGUCAAAUUUGGUAGCCACAGUUUGGAAGGACAAAAAGCCUGUCUUCAACUUGUCUACCCUCAGUGAUCCUGAAGGGGAAGUUAGGGCAGCGCGUCGAGUUGGUGCAAAUGUCCUGGAUCUUCCACAGCCUCUGACUGUGUAUUCUUACAAUAAAUACAUGGGUGGUGUUGACCGGCAAGACCAGUUGAGAAUGGCGUAUGAUGUUGGCCGGGCAUCAAAGAGAUGGUGGCGAUAUAUCUUUUGGUUCUUGGUCAAUUGUGCUAUUGUCAACUCGUUUAUUGUCUACAAAAUGGUGUCAAAGCGUCAGACCAAAAGGAAAAGAUAUCGCCACCUUGACUUUAAGAAUGAGUUGGUCAGGGACCUGAUAGGUGGUUACACAACCCGCAAACGCCAAUCUCAACAAAUGGAUAACCCAGGCAUUGUCCUGCAAGAAAAUGUAGGUGGUCACAUAAAUUCCCGUCUUCCUGGCCCUAAACGCAGAUGUCGUUUUCAUCUUACUGCCCACAAGCAAAGAAAAGAAACUGUUUAUGGAUGUGUAGUGUGUGGUGUCCACCUCUGUAAAGAUGGGUGCCACAAUCAGUUCCAUGUUCAGUAA